Messenger RNA from Emiliania huxleyi CCMP1516, 654 nucleotides. RefSeq lists its product as hypothetical. The annotation marks the transcript as partial. The record is from RefSeq and is a predicted model, not a curated record. The transcript has 3 exons. Lineage: Eukaryota; Haptophyta; Isochrysidales; Noelaerhabdaceae. Gene Ontology annotation, molecular function: protein binding; metal ion binding.
GCACUACACCUGCUCGCCGAGCGGGCGGUGUACUCACGCCAGGAGGCUGCCGGUGUCGGCGCGUUGGGCGCGGCGGAGGGCGGCGGCGCCGAGUCGCCGCCGCCCUUUCCGACGGCGCGGCUGCUGGAGAUGCUUGGUGAGGCUGGGGUGCCGCUUCCGCUGGACGCGCAGGAGGCGGAGAGCGGGAACACCGCCAUGCACACCGCCGCGUUUGGCGGGUGCGUCGAGAUGGCAAUCUCGCUCGUCGGCCUGGGCGCGUCGGUCGGGCUGCCGAAUCGGGACGGCUUCACCCCCCUCGACUCGAUGCAGCCGAGCGGCGUGGAGGGGAGGUCUCUCGCGGUGCUGCUGCUCAGCCACAUCGCCUCCCCCCCCCCGUGGGCGUGCCAGCUCUGCAAGCUGCCCUUCAUGCUCGCGCAGCCGCAGACCGGCGGCGGCUCCCUCUCGCAGCAGCUCAUGGCGCGGACCAACUACGCGUCGACCAACAAUCUGCGCAAGCACCACUGCCGCCAUUGCGGCCGCGUCAUCUGCGCGAGCUGCUCGCCGCGCCGCUGCGUGAUUGCAAAGUUCGGAUCGUCGGCGGAGGCGGCCCUCGCCGGCCCACGCAGAGCGCCCCGCCCGCGCCCCCCUCACCGCCGGCUCUGCGUGACUCUGUAG